This is a messenger RNA of Malassezia restricta, 429 nucleotides long. RefSeq names its product small subunit ribosomal protein S16. The transcript has a single exon. Lineage: Eukaryota; Fungi; Basidiomycota; Malasseziomycetes; Malasseziales; Malasseziaceae. The coding region runs from base 1 to 429 and encodes 142 amino acids. Gene Ontology annotation, cellular component: ribosome; mitochondrial small ribosomal subunit. Gene Ontology annotation, biological process: mitochondrial translation. The record is from RefSeq and is a predicted model, not a curated record. Gene Ontology annotation, molecular function: structural constituent of ribosome.
AUGGUCGUGCGAUUGCGCCUGGCGCGGCACGGCACCCGAAACAACCCUUUUUAUCACCUUGUGGCCAUCCAAAAUACCAAAGCGCGUGAUGCAAGACCUAUUGAAAAACUAGGAGAAUAUGAUCCUGUGCCGCGACGUGUUCGUCCAGUGCAAAUGCAUCACAUGCAUGGAGAAGAUCGACCAGGAUUCAAUGGUCAAAUCAUUUCACCUGGGAUUCAGACUGAUGUGCGCAUGGAAAAGCGUAUCGAGUGGAAUGAAAAUCGUAUAAAGUACUGGCUUAAUACGGGCGCGCAGCCUAGCAAGCCGGUAGCUCGGCUACUUGAUAGGGCUGGUCUCAUUCCUUUGGAGAAGCGUUCAUUAUACAAAGGUCUUUUCCAUCCUCCUUCCCACUUGCCUGAAGGAUCGAUUGAAAGUGCGUCUAAGGAGUAA